CUCCAUGGAGUCUAAAGCUCUUCCUCUCUUCCUCUUCCUUUGCUCUCUCCUGCUCGUCUCGUUUGCUUUAGCUUCUGCUCCCUCCUACCUGAGAGGGCUCGAUCCGAAGGCUGCGGCCCUUCAAGAGCUGGACCGCGUCGUCCAUCUCCCUGGACAGCCUCCAGUCAAAUUUCGACAUUACGCUGGGUACAUCACUGUCGAUGAGAGACUUGGAAAGGCUCUCUUCUAUUGGUUCUUCGAGGCCACUCACAAGCCAGCCAAGAAACCACUCCUCCUAUGGCUCAAUGGAGGGCCUGGUUGCUCUUCAGUAGCUUUUGGAGAAGCACAGGAACUGGGGCCAUUUCUUGUGAGAAAAGGUGCACCUGAGCUCGAACUCAACAAGCAUGCCUGGAACAAAGCUGCCAAUUUGUUAUUCUUGGAGACUCCAGCAGGAGUUGGGUUCUCAUACUCCAACACGACCUCAGAUCUUGAUGUCCAAGGUGAUAAUGCCACUGCAUUUAGUUCCUACACAUUCCUGGUAAAUUGGUUUCAGAAAUUCCCACAAUACAAACUGAAUGCGUUUUACAUAGCCGGAGAGAGUUAUGCAGGGCAUUAUGUACCCCAACUUGCAAAAGUGAUAUUCGACAAGAACAAAGAAACUCCAGAAGAGGAUUACAUAAAUCUCAAGGGCUUCAUGAUUGGGAAUGCCCUUCUAGAUUUCGAGACGGAUCUCAGGGGAAUGGUAGAUUAUGCAUGGGAUCAUGCAGUCAUCUCCGAUAGAGUUUAUCGAAACAUCGUAACGAGUUGCAAUUUUAGUGCUGCCACAUUCUCUCAAGAAUGCAACGAUGCCUUCUCACAAUAUUAUGCAGUGUAUGACAUCAUUGACAUGUAUAGCUUAUACACACCACGCUGUGAAAGUGGAUACCCGAACUUUACUGCUUCUGAAGAAAACCUCGCCUCUUUCUCAAAAUUUGAGGACUUGAUGCUGAAGAUACCAGCUGGUUAUGAUCCAUGCUUACAAACCUAUGCAACAGAGUACUUCAACCGUCAAGAUGUUCAAGAAGCUUUGCAUGCCAAUGUCACAAAAUUGACACGUCCUUGGUCUCUCUGCAGUCGCUCUGUCAAUAGGGCGUGGAAUAAAUACGAAAGAUCGAUCCUUCCAACCAUCCAAAAACUUAUUGAUGGCGGAGUUCUCAUAUGGGUUUUCAGUGGUGACACGGAUGGUAGGAUUCCUAUAACCUCAACGAGGUAUUCAUUAAACAAACUGGGAUUGGAAAUAAUUGAGGAUUGGUCACCUUGGUUCAACCAUAAGCAGGUUGGUGGAUGGACUAUAACCUAUGAUGGACUGACCUUUAUUACAGUUAGGGGUGCGGGGCAUCAAGUGCCUACAACUGCUCCUGAACAAUCCUUACAACUCAUCAAACACUUUCUAUCUAACAAAAAGUUACCUCCCAUUCCUUUUUAAACAAUGGAAUUAAAAAAUUCGAUUUGCUCACUUUAUGUUAUAGUUUGUUAGCUGUACCUAUAUAACAAUUAUUUUUCACCUUGGAUUCAAGGCAAGAGAUAUAUGUCAUUUUUGAUAAUUAGGUUGAUUGUGUUGUAUUACCUAAAGUGAUGUUUAAAUUGUAAAAGUAAUCUAUAUUUU
Molecule: messenger RNA, 1624 nt
Organism: Phoenix dactylifera (date palm)
Lineage: Eukaryota; Viridiplantae; Streptophyta; Magnoliopsida; Arecales; Arecaceae
Product: serine carboxypeptidase-like 34
Biological process (GO): proteolysis
Cellular component (GO): vacuole
Molecular function (GO): serine-type carboxypeptidase activity
Source: RefSeq, a predicted model, not a curated record